UUAAAAAUAAAAAUAUUAAAUAAAAAAAUAAUUGUUUUUUUUUUAAUUGUGUUGUUGCAAAUAUUUUUUUUGUAUUGCAACAUUUUUGGCUCCGAUGAUUUGAAUGCCUGUCGAAGAAGAAAAAGAAAGACGAAAUACGAGGGCUUAUGCUCUGUUAUUGAAUCGAAUAAAGAUGAUAUCGAAAGAAUUCGAAGAUAUAUACUUCAGCUAUAUGUUGGGCGAGCAAGUUGAUGUACAAAAAGUUUCUGAAAUAUUUAUGAAAUUUAAAGAAUCCGAGGGUGAGAGCAACGAUGAAAAUAUUGAAAAGAAGAAAGAAAUUGAAAACAAAUAUCGAGAAAUAAUCGAAAUUGAAUCUACCGUACGUUUGCUUCAACAAAAUAUCGAAAAAUUUAAAAAUCAAAGUACCGAAAAGCAAAAAUUAAGAAUCAAAAAGUUUUAUGAUGAAUCGAAAAAAGUAAUACCGAACAACAUGUUACUAUUGAAAUUCUCCGAUGUAAUGGACAAUGCCGAAGAUAUAAUCGAAACAAUAGAAAUCGUCGCAGAUCAAAAUAUGAUUAAACAACAAAAUAAAUAUCAAUCGAUGCCAAAUAUAAGUCAACUUAAGUUAGAUGAUCAAUCUGGUUCAGAAAUCUCAAGAAACAAUAGUGUACCAAAAUUAAAUUCAACAGAUGAAACUUCAUUCAAUCAACAACUAAUAAAUCUAGUAUCAACGUCGUCUGUGAAAAACGAACCGAUUAAAAUUAACGAAUUUCAUAAUAAAAGCAACGAUAUCAAAGCUGAAAUGAAACGUAAGGAAAUAUAUAAUAUGCAAAAAGGAAACAAUUGGUUCGAUGGAGAUUACCUGCAAUAUCAUCGUUUCAAAAAGCGGGUAGAUAAAGCAUUCGAAAAUAUGGAAUUCAAUGACGAUGAAAAAUUAGAUCUAUUGAAAAAUGUGAUUAAAGGACGACCAUCCAAAAUCAUUGAACCUGUUACUACAUUUCAAGAAGCGAUAGAAACAUUAGAUCGAGUAUACACUCGUGUUGAUUAUCAAAAAACAACAAUCAAAGAACAACUUGGUACAUUGACAAAAAUCAAUAGAAUCGCAGAAUUCCGAAGGAACAAUACAUUUAUUGAAACGGUGCAUGGUUGUUUUGAACAAUUGAAACGAAUUCUGCCAAAUGAAAAAGAUUCAUUCUUCACCGACUGCAUACGAAUAAUCUUGUCUAAGCUUCCUCAGGAAACUAUGACUGAAUUUACAAAAAUAGAUGAAGACAUGACGCCAGAUAAAUUCAUAAAAUUUCUAAUUCAACAAGAAUCAAUAGCAGAACGAUGGGAUAAAUGGGAGAGUAAUCCCCAAAUCAAUAAUAAAAAUAGUCGUGUCAAUGUCAUCAGACCUGAUGAAACAAGAAUCUAUUGCAAAUUUCACAACAACAAUCAACAUUCAUCAACACGGUGUGAUUUGACAAAUGAUGAAAAAGUAAAGAUAAUUCAACAGAAAAAUUGGUGUAAAAAAUGUGCAACGUAUCACAAAACUAAAGAGUGUUUUCGAAAAAAUCUGAAAUGCAAUUUCUGCGGUGAAGAUCAUUUGACAUACAUGCAUGAAUUAAUGAAUUAUACAACAAAUGAAAAAUCAGCUGAUUCCGGUGAAACAAGAAUAAAACAACAUGUACAAUCAACAAAAAUUGCAAUUAAUAAAAGUGAAUUAUCUUAUGCAGAAACUGCUACGGCAACAAUUGUAGCCAAUAACAAAUCUGAAGAUCUUCGAUUAAUAAUAGAUUCAGCUAGUGAUUUUAGCUUUAUCGAUAAAAAAUUUGUCGAAAAAUUGAAUCUUAAAACAUUUGAAGCUGGUAUUUGUCUAGUGUUACGCGGCAUCAAUCAAUCUGAAUCACCAAAAAGAUCAUCAACGUUUACAUAUUUGCAAUUUAAUGGUGGUCAUAAUAGAAAUAUGAUUCGAAUCAAGUUCUUUAUCGUUGAUGAUUUAGCUGAAGCACUUGGGUAUUCAUCAAAUCCAUUCGAUUUACGACAUAUCAUGCCAGAUGAAAUAAUAUCGAAUCUAGCUGAUAAUUCAAAUAGAAAAUUACAAGCAUUAAUUGGGCUGGACCAAAGACAUAAAAUUUAUCGACAAAACACCAUAAAAAUUAUCGAUAAAUAUGUAAUAAUUGAUACAAUCUUCGGUUUCAUGAUAUCGGGAAACGAAUCGACGAAAUCACGAACUACAAGAAUCUUUGCAUGUAAAAUUGAAGAAGAUUACGAAUUCAAGUCAGCAGAUGAAGAAUUCGAAAUUCAUAAUCAACCAGAAAUUCAAAUGAAUCAAUACAUUCAAGAUUAUAAAACAAACAAAAUAAUGAUGAGCGAAAAUAAUCGUUACGUUGCUUCAUUAUGUUGGAUACCGAAAUUCAAAGAUCUAAUCACAAACAAUGAAUGGUAUGCAAUUAUGCGACUUCAACAGCUGCUAAAAAUGUUAAAACGACGAGAAUUAUUGGUCGAAUAUGAUAAAAAAUUCAAAGAAAUGAUCAAUGGUGGAUAUAUCGUAAAAACAGAUCGAAGUGAAUUGCAUUAUUUUCUGCCACAUCGACCGGUAAUAAAAUCUGAAAGAUCAACAACUAAGUUGCGUAUAGUAAAAGAUGGAACCUUCAAUUUGAAAAAUCAAACGUCUAUUAAUCAAGCACUUUAUAAAGGAGUUGUUGAAGCGGAUGUGAUGAAAACGCUUAUCCGAUUUCGUGCAAAGAAAAUUGGCAUAACAUCUGAUAUCGAAAAAGCAUUUUGGCAAAUUAAAGUAGAUGAUCAAGAUCAAAAAUAUCUUGGGCUUAUAUGGAUCGAUGAAUAUGAAAAAUUUCAGUAUUUUCGCAUGACUGUUGUUCCUUUUGGAUUGACCUGUUCGCCAUUCAUACUACAAUCAACCAUACAAAAACAUUGUGAAGACACAAAGCUAUAUCCAGAGAUAUCAAAUGAAUUAGCGUCGAAAUUUUAUGUUGAUGAUUACGUUAACAGCAUGGAUAAUCUUCCUGAUGCGAUCGAAAAUAAAACAAAAAUCCAAGAAAUAUUGAAAGAAGCCAGUUUCAACAUCAGAAAGUGGACCAUGUCAGGUGAUAAUGUAGAACCUGUUCGUGUUUUAGGAAUAUGGUGGAAUCCUCAAACCGAUGAAAUAUAUCUAAAUGAACCAAAAUUUGAAAUACCAGUUAAAAUCACUCGAAGAUUUAUUCAAUCGAUAUGUGCAAAAUUAUUUGAUCCACUUGGAAUAAUAGCACCGGUGAAAAUUUUAUUGCGUGAAUUAAAUCGAAAAGCAUGUCAAUUAAAUUUAGAUUGGGAUGACGAAGUGCCCCAAGAAAUGAAUGACAUUGUCCAACAAACUAUUAAAAAUAUCGAUGAAUUAUUUGAAACUAUCAAAUUGCGACGAACGAUUAUAAAAUCAAAUUCAAUUUUGAUAUAUUGUGAUGCAUCAGCUACAGCAUACGGAGCAGUAGCGUAUUUGGCAAAUAACGAAGAAAAAUUAUUGUUACUAUCAAAAAAUUAUUUAUCAAAUAAAACAACGAUACCUGAACUAGAAUUCAUGGCGUUGAUGGUCGGUAUUCGAGUUAUGGAAAUAGUCAAA
Dermatophagoides pteronyssinus (European house dust mite) is the source of this 3571-nucleotide messenger RNA. RefSeq lists its product as uncharacterized. The record is from RefSeq and is a predicted model, not a curated record. Lineage: Eukaryota; Metazoa; Arthropoda; Arachnida; Sarcoptiformes; Pyroglyphidae.